AUGGAAUCGAUGUUUGAACUUUUCACCGCGCCGAACGGGCUCUGGGAUCUGUUUGUUGCAGCGGCCUGGAGAGCCUCAAUUAUCUUUAUCGUCACGUUUUUCUUGGUACAACUCUUCGGAUACCUCUAUUCUGCCAUACGAUCCGACUUGAGGCAGGUCCCGGGACCACUUGCCGCCAAAUUCACCCAGCUAUGGCGUGUUUGGCGGCUCUGGUCCGGAGAUGCCUUGAACGAAUAUCCUCGGAUCCACGCUAGAUACGGGAAAAUCGUUCGCACAGCACCGAAUGUCAUUUCAGUGGCGGAUGUCGACAUGAUCCCAGUGAUAUACGGGAUCGGCUCCAAGUAUCAAAAGAGCAAUUUCUACGACACGAUGAUCCCCGUGAUCGACGGCCGAGUGUCACACAGCACAUUUUCCGUCAAAGAUCCUCUUCAGCAUCAAAUUUUGAAACGCCCUGUCUCACAAAAAUAUUCGAUGACGUCUAUCCGGUCCAUGGAGCACCUGGUCGAGGAAUGCAUUGAUAUCUUUAUGGAUGCGAUGAAUGACCUAGCGGGAACACCAAUCGACCUAGGUGAAUGGCUUCAUUGGUAUGCCUUUGAUGUCAUCGGAGCCAUCACGUUCAACCGAAGAUUUGGAUUUAUGGAGCACCGAGCGGAUUACGAGCAAAUGAUUGCCGGGGGCCGUUUUAGCCUCUGGUAUGCAGGUAUCAUUGGAUUGGUACCAGGAGCACAUAAGUGGCUCUUGGGGCAGUAUUGGUUUCGUGUUCUGCUCGGCCUUUUCCAACCUGGAGGGCAUGAUCCUGUGCUCACCAUUGCAAGGGUGAGUUCCGCCCUCUCCAUCACCGAUUACGACAGCAGAGAGGCCAACACCCAGAAGACGCGUACCGAUUUUCUGGCCUACCUUCGACAAACAAAGGAUAAUGGCCAGCCCCUCUCCGAUCAUAUGAUCAAGAAUCACCUUUCUAAUAACUUAUUGGCUGGGAGCGAUACGACUGCGAUCUCGCUGAGAGCCGUGAUUUACUACCUUCUCAAGACCCCAAGAUCGCUGAAGAAGCUCCAAGCGGAAAUCGAUGAAGCAGAAGGAAAUCUACAGCUGUCGAAACAUGUCUCUUACGAGGAGAGUCUACAACUGCCCUAUUUACAAGCAUGCCUCAAAGAAGCAAUGCGUAUGCACCCAGGCGUCGGCUAUCCACUCGAACGGUACAUACCACCCGGCGGAGCAGAAAUUAGCGGGUUUCGAUUGCCUGGUGGCACAGUCGUGGGCAUCGCUCCGUCGAGCAUCCAUCAGCUGAAAAGCAUCUACGGAGAGGACGCGCAUCAAUUUCGGCCAGAACGGUGGAUCGAGAACCAGCCUGAGCAAAUCAAAGUGAUGGACAGAUGCCUUUUGACCUUUGGCUACGGAGCAAGGACGUGCUUGGGCAAAAAUGUUUCUAUCAUGGAGAUGGGCAAGCUUGUCCCUGAAAUACUGAGACACUUUGACCUCGAAUGGGCUUCCGCCGAACCUGACUGGAAAGUGGAGACGUGGUGGAUGGCUCGACAGAGCGGGUUAAUAGUCAAGCUCAUAACUCGAGAUAGGAGGCCUGUCCCAUAA
This is a messenger RNA of Exophiala aquamarina CBS 119918, 1587 nucleotides long. RefSeq lists its product as uncharacterized. Gene Ontology annotation, molecular function: monooxygenase activity; heme binding; iron ion binding. The record is from RefSeq and is a predicted model, not a curated record. The transcript has 6 exons. Bases 1 to 1587 code for a protein of 528 amino acids. Lineage: Eukaryota; Fungi; Ascomycota; Eurotiomycetes; Chaetothyriales; Herpotrichiellaceae.